CUCAAGUGUGAUGGAGAGCACCAGCAAAGCCUUCAGGCCCAUCCCUGGCCUCCUGUUACCCACAGAGGGGUAGGCCCUUGGCUCUCUUCCACUAUGACAUCAGCUUCCAUUCUUCCUUUCUUAUAGAUAAUUUUCCAUUUCAAGGAAAUCAGAGCCCUUAAUAGUUCAAUGAGGUCACUUUGCUGAGCACAAUCCCAUACCCUUCAGCCUCUGCUCCACAGAGCCUAAGCAAAAGAUAGAAACUCACAACUUCCUUCUUUUGUUAUCUGGAAAUUAUCCCAGGAUCUGGUGCCUACUCAGCAUAUUCAAGGAAGGUCUUACUUCAUCCUUCCUUGAUUGUGACCCUGCCCAGGCUCUCUGCUCCCUAUAUAAAAGGCAGGCAGAACCACCAGAGGAGCAGAGAGGUUGAGAACAACCCAGAAACCUUCACCUCUCAUGCUGAAGCUCACACCCUUGCCCUCCAAGAUGAAGGUUUCUGCAGCGCUUCUGUGCCUGCUGCUCAUGGCAGCCACUUUCAGCCCCCAGGGACUUGCUCAGCCAGAUUCAGUUUCCAUUCCAAUCACCUGCUGCUUUAAUGUGAUCAAUAGGAAAAUUCCUAUCCAGAGGCUGGAGAGCUACACAAGAAUCACCAACAUCCAGUGUCCCAAGGAAGCUGUGAUCUUCACGACCAAACGGGGCAAGGAGGUCUGUGCUGACCCCAAGGAGAGAUGGGUCAGGGAUUCCAUGAAGCAUCUGGACCAAAUAUUUCAAAAUCUGAAGCCUUGAGCCUUCAUAUCUGGACUGAGAGUCAGAGCUUGAAGAAAAGCUUAUUUAUUUUCCCCAACCUCCCCCAGGUGCAGUGUGACAUUAUUUUAUUAUAACAUCCACAAAGAGAUUAUUUUUAAAUACUUUAAAGCAUAAUAUUUCUUAAAUAAUAUUUAAUUAUAUUUAAGUUAUUGAUGUUUUAACUCUAUCUGCCAUACAUCCUGGUGAAUGUAAAAUGCAAAAUCUUGGUGAUGUGUUUUUUGUUUUUGUUUUCCUGUGAGCUCAAUUAAGUUCACGGCAAAAUGCCAUUGUUCUCCCUUAUACCUGUCUGUAGUGUUGUGGGGUCCUCCCAUGGAUCAUCAGGGUGAAACACUUUGGUAUUCUUUGGCAAUCAGUGCUCCUGUAAGUCAAAUGUGUGCUUUGUACUGCUGUUGUUGAAAUUAAUGUUACUGUAUAUAACUAUGGAAUUUUGAAAAAAAAAAUUUCAAAAAGAAAAAUAUAUAUAUAAUUUGAAACUA
Molecule: messenger RNA, 1262 nt
Organism: Nomascus leucogenys (northern white-cheeked gibbon)
Lineage: Eukaryota; Metazoa; Chordata; Mammalia; Primates; Hylobatidae
Gene: CCL8
Product: C-C motif chemokine ligand 8
Biological process (GO): chemokine-mediated signaling pathway; positive regulation of GTPase activity; cellular response to type II interferon
Cellular component (GO): extracellular region
Molecular function (GO): CCR chemokine receptor binding; chemokine activity
Source: RefSeq, a predicted model, not a curated record